AGAGAGAGAGAGAGAGAGAGAGAGAGAGAGAGAGAGAGAGAGAGAGAGAGAGAGAGAGAGAGAGAGAGAGAGAGAGAGAGAGAGAGAAAAAAAAAAGAGAGAGAGGGUAUGGGUCAAAGAGAUGGAUAGAUUGUGUGAAGGCGUGUGUCCAUGCGUGCGUGUGUGUGAAUCAGGGGGUGGGUGCAUUAGUGCAUGUCAGACAGCAAAGAGAGCCGCAGUUAUCUAGGAAUCUGAGUCAAAGGAACCUCACUAACAGAGACAGAGAGAGAGAGAGAGAGAGAGAGAGAGAGGGGGGGGGGAGUGAGCAAGCGAGAGAGUGCAAGAGAAACAGAGGGAGAGAGAAAUAGGAAAGAGAGAAGUGGAGAGGAUGAAAGAGGCAUGCAGAUAGAAACACAGACAGAGAAGAAGAAGUUGAAGUUAACACAGAAAUAGAAGAAGGUUAUGGGAAAAGUGUGGAGGGACACCAUCGAAGGCUUCAAACAAAGCAUCAAGCGGAGCAGAAACCCAUCAAGAACGCCAACAAAAUAUACAAAAGAAGAGCGUCACUAAAGACGUGUCGGCACCCAAGUCCAAGAGGCUGGCAAGGCAGAACAGGUUUAAGGUGAAAACCGGUGUCAGGGGGGACAGUAAACGGAAAUACACAGAGGUGUAGUGUCUGAGACUGGAUUCUGCCCCGAAUUCUGCAGCUUUUCAAAUUCUUUUAGGAGUCUUCCCAUGUUUCCAUUAGGCUCUCUCGGCGUGCUCCCCCUGCUGUCCCUGUGUGUAGGGGCCAUGUUGUCCCCCCCGGAUGCACCUCCCGCCUGUCCCCACUGCAAGGACAGUCUGGUGGCCGCUCCACUUGCGAGGACAGGGUCAGGGGGGUGUGAGAGACGCCCCGGGAUGGCAGGCUGCAGGGUGGCGGUCGCCCCCCUGGCUGCCUCCGACCCCCCGCUGAGGGUGGAACACAGACAUGAAGUUCGACAGGUUCAGCCCGAGUCCAGGGAUGUGUCGGAGCGUCUGGUCCAGUUGCAGCGCUGUAUGAAUACCCUCCAGGAGCCAGGGGUCCCCAGGGGCCGUGUGGGCCAGGGAGGGGACACGCUGGGGGCCAUUCUGGCUCUGAUGGCUGCAGUACUGACAGAGUGUGACCUACACUGUCACAGCCAGGCCCUCAGGGCUAUGGCCAGGCGACUGGAGGGGGCAGCGGUUGGGAGAGAGGGAGAGAAAGACCUGAUACUACUGUUGAGGAGCAUCACACAACCCCCUCCAACAGAAUAUACAGCUGUAAGAGCAAGAGUGUGUGUUGCAGUGGUCCCCUCAGCGAGGCUGCAUCCUCAGGACUGUGCUGAGAUCUAUCGUUUGGGGAUCAAAGAGAACGGAAUCUACACCAUCCAGCCUGAUCCACACAGACCUGCAGUGGAGGCAGAGUGUGACAUGGAGACAGCAGGCGGGGGGUGGACAGUGUUCCAGCGUCGGCGAGAUGGCUCGGUGGACUUCAACCGAACGUGGCAGGAGUACCGCGAGGGUUUUGGUUCCCCACAGGGAGAAUACUGGCUGGGGAACGCAGCGCUGCAUGCGCUAACCAACACUGGUCAACACCUGCUGCGUAUACAACUGGAGGACUGGCACCAGCAGAAACGCCAAGCCACCUACAACACUUUCAGAGUGGCAGCAGAGGCACAGAGGUACCGUCUGACAGCACGGGAGUACUCUGGUGAUGCGGGCAAUGCCCUAAGCUACAGUAAACGCUACAACCAUGAUGGCCGAGCGUUCAGCACCAACGACCGUGACCACGAUCGCUACACAUCAGGGAACUGUGCGGAGUACUAUGGUGCAGGCUGGUGGUUCGACGCCUGCCUGGCGUCUAACCUGAAUGGACUCUUCUACCGCGGGCGCUACAGCGGGCUGACCAAUGGCAUUUACUGGGGCACCUGGUACAUCCUGACAGACAGUCACAGCGGAGAGCGCUACUCCUUUAAGAGUGUGGAGAUGAAGACACGCCCACGCAACUUCUAAUGAAGACUGACCUGGGAGCUAGUAGAUAGACAUACCCAAACAUAGACAUACCCAAACAUCAUUAUUUUUCAGGAGAUGGCCAUAAACAAUAACUGGUAAUGUUGCAUAGUUAUAGAAAGGUCUAGAUCUCACCUUUCAGUAAAAAAAUGGUUAUAAAUUGCUGAGAUAUACUCACUUAUGAGGACACAAGCUCAAUUACAUAGUAAAAAUAUUAUGAAAAUAUAAAAAAUAAUUUAUGUUUUUUUCCUAUUUAACAAAUUUCCCCUUAUAACUGUAAAAUAAAUGAUCAUAUUUAGUGACAAUUUCAUAUAACUGACGACAGAGACAUUUCUCCUAAAAGUCCACUUAGCGGAGCAAAGACACCAUUCAAAUGUGUGCAGACUCAUUACAUCUUCAGCGUUAAACACAAAGUGAUUUUGUCUGUCUGUGAUCAAGAGAAUGUUGUCUUGUUUAAAUUCUUCGAAAUUAUUUAGUCUUUUUUCAUGUUGAGAUCUCUAAAUCCGAUUGAGAAUAUCACAGCGACAUGAACCACAAUUGUUGGGUACGCUAGACUGUUACUGUUCAUAUGCCGCCUCCCAGGCUGGGCUCUGUCACUCAUAAGCAGAGCGAAUCGAUUCUUUGUCUGGAUAGGCCAGAAAAUGUGACACGUUUAUGCAAACGACACCCUAUGCAAAUGUGGUGUCUGAUACCUGACACAUCAAGUCAGCUCCGUUGAGAGAGUGGUAGCGCCGAGUAGACAGAUGGGGCUUUCUGACAAUAUAAGGCACAUUCACCUACGACAUUCACAGAACGCUUUGUACCCCAAAAUCAGUUGGAACAUGUCCCGAACCGCUUAAAGUCCCCUAUAUAGGGGACUUAACAUCUUCAAAUUAAAACAUAGGCCUACUACACAAUAGUCUGAGCCACAGUACUGUAUAUGCAAAUCUAGGGUGUGGAACAUUAGCCUGGUCCCAAUCUGUUUGUGCUGUCUUGCCAACUCCUAUAGUCAUGUCACUCCAAACAAUAUUGGCAAGGCCACACAAACAGAUCUGGGACCAGGCUAGGGAAACCCUAAUCUGGCUGCAGAGUGUGUGAAGGUUAUUGUUACUCAGCUAAUGACUGGAUGUUUGAUUCACUGGAUAAUGUUGGGAUAGUGAGCCAUUAAAUCAGUUUUUCCAGGUGUAAAUAUGGUGUUAAAUGGAAAACUGGUCAGAUGACUCUAUCCUUAUCAAGUCAAAUCAAAAUCAAAUCAAAUGUAUUUAUAAAGCCCUUUUUACAUCAGCUGAUGUCACAACGUGCUGUACAGAAACCCAGCCUAAAACCCCAAACAGCAAGCAAUGCAGGUGUAGAAGCACAGUGGCAAGGAACAACUCCCUAGAAAGGCCAGAACCUAGUAAGAAACCUAGAGAGGAACCAGGCUCUGAGGGGUGGCCAGUCCUGUUCUGGCUGUGCCGGGUGGAGAUGAUAAGAGUACAUGGCCAUUAAGGCCAGAUGGUUCUUCAAAAUGUUCAAACUAGAUGACCAGCAGGGUCAAAUAAUAAUCACAGUGGUUGUAGAGGGUGCAACAGGUCAGCACCUUAGGAGUAAAUGUCAGUUUGCUUUUCAUAGCUAAGCAUUUAGAGGUCGAAAGAGAGAGAGAGAAAGAGAGAGAGAGAGAGAGAGAGAGAGAGAGAGAGAGAGAGAGAGAGAGAGAGAGAGAGAGAGAGGGUUGAAAACAGUAGGUCCAGGACAAGGUAGCGUUUAUGAUUAAAGUAUGUGUUGAAAUUGAAUUACACCAUUAACCAGCAGAAUCUGUGACCCUAAAGGCUCAGGGGCUCCUCACCCCUGCUUCAUUUGUAUUAUCCAUAAUUCAAGUCAUAUACCAUGCAGAAUCUUUUUGUUUUAUGAGAUUAAGACAACUGUAAAGUUUUCAUACAUAUGUUUUGCAAAUCUUUCAACAAAAAUGUAAUGUAGAAAUGUGCAAUAACAAUCAUGCCUGUAGAGAAAUUACUGUUCAAAUAAAUUGCUAUGACACGUAUAA
Molecule: messenger RNA, 3991 nt
Organism: Salvelinus fontinalis (brook trout)
Lineage: Eukaryota; Metazoa; Chordata; Actinopteri; Salmoniformes; Salmonidae
Product: microfibril-associated glycoprotein 4
Exons: 6
Coding region: 715-1992 (425 amino acids)
Source: RefSeq, a predicted model, not a curated record